UAGACUUCUCAGUGUACGGUUCGUACGAGCAUUCGUCAGUUUGGUCGUCCGGUGCCAGGGAUUACACAACUAAUACAACCGAGUGUGGUGUGAGAGGAGAAACCAGAAGUGUGUGGAAGAUUGUGUGCGUUCAGCGAGUUUUGAUAACACAAAUUCAGUGUGUGCUCUUUCUGGAUGUAACCCCAACACUCUGUGGUAUCGCGGCGUUUCCCCUCUUCAAUUGUUCAAGCUGUGCCAACGGAACAGCGGAUCGAAUUCAUUCGCGUGAAAAUUUCUGAAUGUGCUGGUGAGCUGCUGCCUGGUGCCUCAGAGAGACGUCGAAACAAGUUCAGCACUUUGCGUGUGUCGCGUUCCGUGUGUGGACCGAGUGAAACCCGCUUCUACCUUACAUAAUUGUCGUUCCGUGUCGAAUCGGGGAAAAUUUUGUGCUUCAGAAGUUGUUCCACUUCUGCUCCAGUGUCAGCAAACCGUCGUCUGGCUCUACGAGUUACGAGGAGUGGGUGGAGAUACCGAUAGGGAACAGAAAAAUCUCUCCCGGAGUGCUUCGACACGGUGGUGGUGUGUUGUAUAGAGUAGCUGCCGCCGCUAUAUUAUUCCAGGGGAAAUCCCAGCAGAAGAUCCGUAGGUCUUCGCGCACACAGCGCACAGAAACCCUAUUAGGUGUGGUGUGUUGACUGACUAGCGAGGCGUAGGAGAGUGGGAAAUAGGAUAAAGAAAUGGAGUGGGACAUUUGAGGAAUCAUAGCAGGCCGCCAUCGGUGAUAAGAUUAUAGAAUUGAAACCGUUCGUUUUUCGGUACAGUUCCAAACUUGUGUGUGCGUCAGCGGAAGUCAGCCUGUUAUAGUUGGAUGUUAUUGAAGUGAGAAACGAAGACGAGAAAAAAAAUAAUCCAUCAGCGGACGGUGCAAACUAAGAAUAAAGGAAUACAGCAGAAAAAAUGGAUAAAUCAAGUGAAGGUGAUUCGCGUGACGGCGGGCCGUCAACGAAUCCGACAACGGCUUCGUCAUCGUCUGCGACUCCAGCAGCAAUUGGGUGUGGUUCUAAUUCCGGUAACACCACCAGCAGCAGCAGCCCACCAAUGACGAGCCCAAUGACGCUGAACGUCACCACCACGACCGGAGGCAGUUUCUCAGUCGUUGUGGACGGUGAAAAUUCGGUGGAAAAUCUGAAGAAAAUUAUAUCGAAAAAGCUGAAAGUCUCCAAGGACCGCAUAUGUUUGCUACAUCGUGAGAGAGAACUACACGAUGGAACGCUCCGCGAAAAUGGACUGAUGGAUGGUUCCAAAUUGAUUCUAACACCCAACGUAGAAACGGGUCUAUUGGCACAGCGGGCCGAGAACACGGUUAUGCAAGCGUUGGAAUCCCUCAAUGAUAAUCAGGUGAACGAUUUUCUCAGCGGCAAGUCACCACUGAACCUGAGUGUACGCCUUGGUGAUCACAUGAUGUUGAUCCAACUGCAACUCAGCACGCUGAAUCCUUCGUCACAAAACAGCAGCCGCGGUAAGAGUCACAGAUCGCGAACAGCAAUAACUGGUUCUUCAUCUGGGGGAGCAAGUACCAGUACGAGUGUUGCAUCGAGCUCCAUCCAAUCGAGCUCAUCGUCAUCCUCCAGAGGUAUUGGUAGAACAACGAUUCCAAUUGGUUUCCGUAGAGUCCCUGCUUCGUCCAGUCAACCGAUGGUGGAGCAAGUGAGCGAAGCGCAAACACUAACCAAGCAAGAAAUAGACAAUAUCCACAGAAUAGUCAAAAAAUUAGCAGUUAGUGAAAACCCAUCGGUGGCGACUGUCUCACCGUGCGCACAGGAUUCAAUGGACACCGAUUCAGGUCUGAGGUCUCCGGCCACGGAAUCUCCAAUCAAGUCGCUGUCCAACCUAGUAUCUAGUUCAAUAAACUCCAACAUUCCCGCUCCCUCUGCGUGCAAUAACAACACUCUUGAGAUCGUUGGCCCAUCGUCACCUUGUGCCGAUCCAAUCAGUGCCAACCUCACCUCCUGCUUGUGCAAAAGCCUAGACAGUAACGACAAUAACUGUUGUGAUACCAAUUGUCUGUCACGGGUGCCAGAACCACAGCCGCAACCGUCAACAUCGACCGCAAGACUACAUCGAACCGCGCACAAUCCUAUCGCUCGUCACAAAACAAAAAUUCAAACGCUUAAGAAACACCUGAGCUUUGACAGUGCCAGCCUAGCGAAAACCGAACUGGACAUCGUGCAACCCGUUGGUCCUGCUUCUGCCCAUACUUCACCAAAACGGGUCGAUCAGCAUCAACAUUAUCACCUUUCGCACCACCAAAACCAGCCACAUUCUCAAGCCCAAGUACAUCCUCAGCCCGGACCAAGCACUUCGUCCGACCCAAACAAUGUAGAAAAUCCGGCACUGGCGGAAGCCUCCCGCAAUCUGACGCAAACCCUGCGCAAACUGUCCAAACGGGUGUUCACCAACAAAGUCAACGACGUGUCACAGGAGGCGGCACGAAACGUCAGCUCCGGUGCCGUGAUCGAGUCGAUGAAACACCACGGGAAGGGCAUCUACUCGGGAACGUUUUCCGGAACUCUGAACCCCGCCCUCCAGGAUAAAUUUGGCCGACCGAAGCGGGAUAUUUCCACCAUUAUCCACAUACUGAACGAUUUGCUGAGUGCGGCACCCCAAUGUGCCCGAUCGGGUACCAAAAUUUACUUCGAACCAUCGAGCCAAACUUCCGCCACGACUCCCGCGACGCCUGCAGUUUCUUCCCCGCCACCGAUGGCGAUGGCGGCCCCGACAGCAUCGAUGGCCGGAGUGGGGACAAGCAAUGGUGGAAACUUGCACCCACUACCAUCCGUUCACGCAUCAUCCAGCACUACUACUGUGACUACGCCAAUGGCUGCCCCGAGUCCGCGACUGGUUUCUCGAUGCAUCCCAACGCCAAUACAAACCAAAAAAUACCCUAGUGCUGGAACCAGCAGCACUGGUAGUGGAAUGGUUGGGUCGAGUUGCGUUAUCUGUAAAUCCAUCGAUCCACCCGGCGUACCAUCGAUCAGCAGCCGCUGCCACCAUACCUACCAUCAUCAGCAGAAACUAACGCCAGCCAAGAUUCUCUGCAAGUGUGGUCUCACGCUAACACCUACAAGUGAAUCCCCUGCUGUUGAUGUCGUCGGCGGCAGCCAAGCUCAGUGUCCUCGGUGCGCUGCCAUCAGUGCCGCCGAGCUCGAAAACUCCAAGACCAAGUCCAAGUUGGACAACCUUCGCCUGAUUAUGCAGCAGAAAAAGGAGCGUCGCGAGGCACGUAAGCAAAAAUGUGCUCCCUAUAGCAUUUUAGCGGGGCCAACGCUCGCCACCAUCAUCUCUUCUUCUUCACCGGUGUUAUCCAACAAAUCAGCAGCAGUUGCGGCUGCCAGUGGGUCGGUUUUGGAGGCGACUUGUUUCUCUCGCUGCCAACUUGUGAACAACACCCCCAAUGCAGCCGCAGCAGCAGAAACCGGCGCAGAGACAAUGGAAAAGAAUUCGUCCGCGAUGCAAUCCAAAACGGCCAUUGCCAGCAACAAUAACAAUGCGGCGGCGGCCACAGCCACCGCUACUGCCACUACUACUACCACGUCUGCAACAGCGGCGGCGGCGACGGCGACGGCGGCCGCAUCUCCGUCGGAGGCGGCUCAAAAUCAUCAAAUCGUCGAAGAGGUUGAUACUGUUGCAUAAGGUAUUUGGACUCUCCCUUCUCAGCUUCAGAGCAGUUUGCGAUAUGGUUUUUAGGGUACUUGUCUCACCUGUGCGACAUACACAUAGAACACGGUUCGUGCGGGGGAAGAGAAUUAAGACCGGGGUAACUCACUCCCACCCAAUCACGCGCUCUCGUGAGGGUUUGCUCGCAGCGCUGAGUUGAUCUCAUUUUGAGCGAGUCGAAGUAAAAAAAAGAAGAGCGAGAGAGUGUAAUAUGAUUUUGAUAGGAAAAAGUAUAGCGCGCCAUCUGUGUGCGGACAUCCAAUCUACGCCAUUUGUGCUGGCGUCUGAGUAGAAGAGAUAGAAAAACAGGAGGGAUGAAUCGACACAUUUUCUGCAUUUUAGUAGCAAAAAAAAAAUGAUAUCGCAACCGAAUCGAUCGAAGAGUAUCGCUCGAUUUUGGAUAUCGGGCGCAAACAUUUCAAAAAAUACAUGAAUCAUUGUUCUAGCUAAUUAAACAAAUAGUAGCGUUUUGUCAAGCGGUGGCGAUCCACACCACCGGCUGUAAGAUUUUCUCUUCGUAGCAAUGCAUAACAAAAAAUAUAUUAAAAAAAUAUAAAAGGAUCAGAUUGCAGUAGGAUGAAAAAAAAAUAAUCUAGUGAAUGUAAACCGUAUGUAACCCGUUCCAUGUGGAAUAAUGAAACACUAUUAGAACUCUUCGUCAGAUUAGUUUUCAGUGCUUUUUCGUUGAUCAAUUUGUUUAAUGUCAUUUUGUGACAUGGUCUCCAGGAUUAUUAUUUUCCUAUCCUUUGGUUACAUUGAAUCUGCCGUUAAAACAAAAUUUUAUUUUCAACAACUCCAAAAAAUACAUUGGGGUGAAAUUUAUUAGAUAAUCGACAAUUUCUUCUAAAAAAUGACAUUUUUUUCUUGUUAUCUAUUGUGUUACCUGUGGAUAUAUUCACUAUUAAACUGAGGUUGAAAUUGUUAUCCUUUAAUUUUUCGAUCAUUAUCGGAAUGUGGCCUUUAUGCUGUUAUUCAUUUAUGAUGAAUUUUUUUUGAGAAAAUUUUAUGUUCUUUUGCACCGUUUCCGUUUGUUUAGUAAAUUCUCUCUACUUAUUCCAGAUUCAGACAUUACUUUUUAAGACGAAUUGAAGUGCUAGUGAAGAGCACACACACACACAAACCUUUGAGUUUCGUUCUCACGUCAUCUUACUUUGAAUUCACACCUAGUCGAAUCGAACAUUUAACAUUAAUACACACCGUUACAUUGGAAAAAUAUACUUAAUUGCUGCGCGCAAUACAAUUCAUCUGCUUUCACUUUUACUAGUCACACCAUGAUAUGAUGAAGAUGCACAGACAGAAAUCGGAAACCCAUCUUGUGAGACCAACAAAGAAAAAAAAACGAUAUAAAAGAAAUGCUUCAUGAAGAAGUCAAAUAAAAAAAAAUAAACUCAACUAUGCUUGUACGAACCAUCAAAACUCUCGGUCGUUUCUUUACUGGAGAUAUCCCAAAGUGGUUUAAGCUUUCGAUAAGCCCAUUUUUUGUUUUGUAUAUGUUCAGCCUGUUGGUGGCAAUCUUCAGAUCUUUUUGAGUGUCACACCUGUUCCAUUUU
Molecule: messenger RNA, 5246 nt
Organism: Toxorhynchites rutilus septentrionalis
Lineage: Eukaryota; Metazoa; Arthropoda; Insecta; Diptera; Culicidae
Gene: stx
Product: midnolin homolog
Exons: 4
Coding region: 937-3672 (911 amino acids)
Cellular component (GO): nucleus
Molecular function (GO): protein binding
Source: RefSeq, a predicted model, not a curated record